Molecule: messenger RNA, 306 nt
Organism: Bactrocera latifrons
Lineage: Eukaryota; Metazoa; Arthropoda; Insecta; Diptera; Tephritidae
Product: lachesin-like
Exons: 2
Cellular component (GO): neuron projection
Source: RefSeq, a predicted model, not a curated record
AUUUACCAAAAUUUGGAGAGCCAUUGCAAAAUGUCACGGUACCAGUGGGGCGAGAAGCGGUACUGCAAUGUDUUGUCGAUAAUCUGCAAACCUACAAGAUUGCGUGGCUGCGCGUCGACACACAAACGAUACUGACGAUACAAAAUCACGUUAUAACGAAAAAUAACCGAAUGAGCAUAACUCAUGCUGAGAAGCGUGCAUGGAUAUUGAGAAUACGUGAUGUCAAGGAAGCGGAUAAAGGCUGGUAUAUGUGCCAGAUCAAUACGGAUCCGAUGAAGAGUCAAGUUGGUUACCUGGAUGUUGUGG